CAAAGCAUGUUCAAGUUUUUCACCUCCCCUCCUCUUCCUCCUCCUCUUUCUUCUUCUCCUUCUUCUCAUCUCCGUCGUCGUCGUUGUCUUCGUCUUUGGGAAGGGAGAGAAAGGGAGAAAUUCGUCGUGAAUUUCAAACGGCGGGACUGGGGGCAGCGGGCAUCGUGCACUUUUGGGAAGGAAGGGAGGGGUGGAGACGAGAUUAGGGCUUGUGCAGGGGGAGGGUAGCAGGAGCAGGAGGGUGCUGGCGGAGGAGGAUAUGGAAUGAAACUGAAACUGACAUGAAAAUGUAAGCGAAUAGAAUUGCGAAUUGCAGUCCCCCGCUCCUCUUCCUUCUCCUCCUCCUUGCAGUAACAGCACCUGCAGCAGCAGCAUCAUCAUCGUACGUGGAAGCCUUCGUGCAACGCGGGAUGAUCCGUCGCAAUGACGUGCAUGCCCUAAAGUUUCUGUGAACCUCCCCCUCUUUCUAUUCCACGAAGCCUCUUCCUCUGCCUCUCCCUCUCCCCUCUUCACGAUUAGGGCUUCGGCAACGUCCUCAGCCUCCCAGCUGUAGGGUGCACCCUUACUGCCCUUCCACAAUCCUCCGUCUCGUUCUGUGGAAGCUGCUGUGGUGGAGUGAGUGAUUGACGAAGCACCGUUGGUCGGGUUUUGGAGGAAAUUGGGUUUUGGAGGAAAUUGGGUUUUGUCGAAUUGAGGGCCAGAGGGUUUGGAAGCAGGAUAGCAUUUGUCAUUCUCUCCACUUUUUCUUGUUUUAUCUUUUAUUUUUUAAAAUUCACGGUGGCGGGUCGUGGGGAGGAAUUCUGGAGUGCUGCGGCGAUAGUUCGAAUUUCAAACUUAGCUUUGGAGUCCUUUAGGGAUCUGGUGAAGUAGUCAUGUGUCAGUGAAGCAGCUAGGAGAGUGGAUGGCUGAAGGGGCUUGCGUCUGAACUCGUUCUGCUGAUUUUGGUCACGAUGCGAUGUGUCCAUUCUGUUCCUUUUGGCGUCGAUAGCUGUAGCUGUGCGGAUUUCGAGGUCUGAUCGGGGUUCGACCCACUUAGGAUAAGAAUCAAGUAACGCUAUCGAAUGUGAAGAGUAUAGUGACGCUAUCGAAUAACUGCCUCUCAUGAUCAUUUCUCGCAGGGAAUUAAAGGAGACUACGACCAAAAUCACUUCGUAGGUUUGAGAUUUUUCGGGUUUUACCCACUCGAGCCCUUCUUCAUAGUGUAUGAAUGGGAGCAAUUAGGUUGAGUUGUUUAUUAACGUAGUCCGCAAUUCAUCAGUCAUCGAUUUAGCAUGCUGUGAAGAUGCACCAGGAUGAAGACACGUAUGGUGGCCAUCUCUGCAGUGAUGGAUAUGGACUUCCUAAGCUCAGUUGAUCGUGUUAUUGUAACUGAAGCAAGUUAUUAGUAUAUUCUUGGUUGCUACACCGGAUUAUCUCAGAGUCGCCUUGAACGAGUAGGGCAAGGAAAGAGGUUUGGAUAUUCACGGAAGGAGACCAUUCAUUGACUGGGGGAAGUCAGCCUUCAGAAUGGAACUGAGGAAGACUUAAGGCAGGUGGGAGGGCGUGGGAACAGAGGGAGGUGAGAGAGGUUGGUGAGGAGGAAGAGUACCGUUUUGGCGAGAAUCGAGUGAAGUAAAGAGAGGGUGCCGCGUGGGGCAAGGGUUUGCAUGGACUAUCCUGAAAGCUGGCCACAGCCAAACGGCCUCACUACGGAAGGUGCUUCUCAGUUCGCUACUGCGUUUUCUUCGGCAGCUAAAUUGGAAGAUGGUUGGUGGAGUAGAGUGGAAGGCCACACUGCUGAACUUAUUGAUUCCAUUAAGCCUACUCGAUCAUCUGAGGAGAGACGGACAGCUGUUACUGCUUUUGUUCAGCGCCUCAUCAGAGAUCGCUUUGAUUGCAAGGUAGUGAAAUUUGGCUCUGUACCACUGAAGACAUAUCUGCCAGACGGGGAUAUUGAUCUUACAAUAUUUGCUCGAAAUGACUUGAAAGAGACAUGGGCACAAGAUGUGGUCAAAGCCCUCAAACAAGCCGAGGAGGAUACUAAUGCAGAGUUUCGAGUGAAGGAAGUUCAGUACAUACAGGCCGAAGUUAAACUCAUCAAGUGCCUGGUGGAGAAUAUUGUUGUUGACAUCUCAUUUAAUCAGACUGGGGGUUUGUCUACUUUUUGCUUCCUCGAAGAGGUGGACAGGGAAAUAGACCGCAACGAUUUUGAAUUGAAACAGAAUCACUUGUUUAAACGAAGCGUCAUAUUGGUGAAAGCAUGGUGCUAUUAUGAGAGUCGCAUAUUAGGGGCACAUCAUGGCCUUAUCUCCACUUAUGCUCUGGAGACCCUUGUGUUAUAUAUAUUCCAUGUCUUUCACCCCAAGCGACGGUUACGUGGACCACUGGAGGUGCUAUAUCUAUUUCUGGUUUAUUUCUGCAAUUUCGAUUGGGACAAAUACUGUGUUACCAUGUGGGGUCCAGUGCCUCUAGCCCGUAUCACGGAAAUAUCUUCUGGGUCUGCUCGGAAGACGUUCCGAAUAAGUGAUUUUGCCGAGGCUCCUCGGAAAGAUAGAGGGAAAUUGUUGCUUAGUAAGGAAUUUCUUGAGCGUUGCAUUGAUUCAUAUUCUGAUGCUAAGGGUGGUCAGGAGAGCAGCCAAAGACGCAAUUUUAUCACCAAGUUUCUGAAUGUUCUUGAUCCAAUACGUGACACCAACAAUCUUGGUCGCAGUGUUAAUGUUGGUAGUUUUAAGAGGAUACGUUCAGCAUUUGGUUUAGGAGCGCGCACACUUGGAGAAGUUCUCGAAUGUCCUACAGAUCAGAUAAAUGAAAAGUUCAAAUCGUUCUUUUCCUGUACUUUCAAAAGUCUAGAGCGGUAUCGAAUUGGCGGGAGACCAGACACUGGCAACCCCCUUUCACGUAGCUGUCAGCCUCAUAUUCCUGGAGCUGGAAGUGCCCACUCUCAACAUAGGUUACUUGGUGGAUAUACGCAAGAAAACGGAGCAGAUCCUUUCUCUUCUCAAAGAAACCUAACUUACUCUGAGGAGAACGUUAGGCCCCAAUUUCAGUACGUGAGCCGGUCAGGACAAUUGGACAAUAGAGCUCGUAGUGAUGUGGAUACUGCAGAGCAGAUGAACGAUGUGCAGACUGAAUCUAAUAUGAGAAGGAAGGACACCACCUUAACAACUGAUGCGCCUUUCUUCUGUAAUAGCGAUAGGGAUUUGGGAAGUACAGUCAACACAAUGCCGUCUGCUUCGGAUACUAAGCCAGAGAGGCUGAAAGGAACAGAACCUGGCCCUGGCCACUCCAUUUCUGACAUCUCGAUUGCGAGUUCCGAAGGACAGUGGAGGCAAGUUAGUGGAAAGGGCCGGUAUCCAAUUGUUGAUGGAGAUAAAGGUAGGGUGCAAAAUGAAGGCCUCAAUUAUUGCCAUGUCCCGGAGCAGUCUGAAAAGCCUAUGACAGCAAAUCGCAGUUCUACCGAGGACCACGAAUUUGCAAAUCAUUCUAGAAGCUCGAUGACUGGGGAAUAUCCAGUAGUAACACCUAGUCAAGAUCCCGUAAGACGGAGAUCCUCGUUAGGCGAUUCACUUAGACAUGGUGAUGUGCCUCAAAGCAGGAAUAUUUCCGACAUUAAUCUUCCUUAUUCAGCUCAUGACGUUGGGCGACCACCGGGAGUAUCCAGGGAAUUCAAAAUGAGGUCUAAUCAUGGAAGCUUUCAUCGUAAGGAUUUUUCUAAUGGUGAGAACGAUACAUCCACAUCUGAAAGAGCAGCUGCUGAGGAGAGUGGUACCGCUUACAAUAAGCGGUUAACACGUCAGAAAGACUCUACCUCUUCCGGCGAUAAUUCCUCUCAUGGGAGCAAUCAGGACUGUGGUAAUCAGAAUAUGUCACAGCCAGUGCUUAUUCCAACCCUUUUCCCUCCUUUUUUUCAGUUUCCACCAUUUCCCUACCCUGUUCAAAUGCAUUUGGCUGUAUCUUCUGCUAUGCCUGUUCCUAUGUCGAGUAUAGCAGGACCUCCUUCUGCCUCAAGUUUGCCUGGAACUCACCCUAGUUCUCCGUCAGGGGAGACAGUUUUGAAUCGGACGAAUUCAUACUUAGCCAUGCAGAAUUCAGGCAUAUUGCCGUCCUCCUUGCCAGCAGCUCCAUCUUACAUGAUUUCGGUUGCACCUUUAGGAGAUGGUGCUGGCAGUCAUAUUUGGGACCUUUCUCCUCAUUCCGAUGAGCAGUGGGAGCGUUUGCGGCCACCUCUAGAGGACCAAGUGCAGUCACGACAUAGGACUUCCGUUUCUUCCAGCGCUUCUCCAGGUCUUUCCUUCUUAACAGAGAAUCCACCUGUCUCUACUGGCUCUGCUCGUCCCGGCUCUCGUACUUCUCCGAUGCUGCCUCAAGUUUCCGGGAAAUUAAAACCCUCUUCAGGAGAUCGUGUCCAUGCUGUUGAGACGACGGGAUCGCGAGCACAUGGAGCAAUAGAUGAAACCCCAUCUCCAUCAUUGUUGAGUGAUGAGAGACAAGCUGAAGCUUCUAGCCAGUUGGAAGAAGGGGUGAAGCAUGUGGAACCAGACUUGAGAAGUCGAGAGAGUUUUUUAAGUACCUCGGAUGUGAAGACCUCUACGAGAAAACUUUUGAAAGAAACAAAUGGUACUAAACAACACAGUAGAAAAAUCAUAACUCCUAGUGAUGAAUCACCUAAUGAAAGGGAAGUUGUUCGAAGUGUGGAUGGCAGUGCUGCUGAUUUAUCUCUUCAGUGGCUAAAUCAGCCAAGCUUAGAAUCUAGCCAGGCAUCGGUUGGGAAUCUGCAAGCUGCCUCACUGCACUUCCCACUUUCUGCAUCAACUCAUAGCUACGAGGAGAUGCCGAGUGUUGCCCCCUCUAACCAUCACAAAAGCUCUGUUGUGCAAUCUAGUACCCUGGAACCUGGCGGAACGGUUGCAUAUCAGUCUCUUCAAGUGCCAACUUAUCAAGGAGGUGCUGGAAGCGAUCCGACCUCCUCUUCCACAUUGGAGAGAAAGAUGCGAUCGCCCAUUUCUGCUAGUGUACCUGGCGGUCCCUCUGGUUCUUUCUAUCCACCUAGUUCUGAGUUUGCAGCUGUUUCAAUGGGUUCGUCCUUAAGAAAUCGUCACAUAGAGACGGUUUUUAUGGCAAUACCCCAACCAAUUUACAAUUUCCCAACCCCGUACUACCCUCAUAUUUACGUCUUUCCUACAGGCUCCGAUGGUGUCGUUAGAGUGGACACUGUGGGUGGUGCAUAUUCCAAUGGCUCCAUGGAUUCCGCAACAGACAUCCUUGGAUCUCGAUCACUUGAAGAUUCGAGGAUGAGGGCAAUGCCACAGGUCGGUGUUGGUGUUUCUGAGCGGCCAAAAAGGGCAGGCAAUAAAACGCCUCAUAACUCAGACAACAAAAUGGAAGCAUCUAGUAUAGACAGGAGCGGUCAGAAGGCUGACACUGGUGAUUUACAGGAUGAUAUACUCCGUGGCGACCUCGAGAGUCACCGAGAGCAUCUUUCGCGCUCAUUUCAGUAUUCCAACAUGGCUUUUCCUAGUCCUAAUUCUACAACCAAGUUCCAGCAAGGCCCUCAAUUAUGGGAGGGAUCAGCCAGGUUUCAUGGAAACCCUCAUGGAGGACUGAGCAUUCCAUAUCCAGUUGGAGUAGCGACUCCGCCGUAUUCCUCUCGUGGUCGAACAGCAGAUGGAUUACAUCAACCGCGGAAUUUUCCUAUCCACGAUAAUGAGGAAUCCUUGCCAAAGUCUAGGGCUGGCACAGGCACCUACUUUCCCGAUCCGAGGCACGCGUAUUCUAAUCGAGAAAGGCUCCGUUCUGGAGGACGGGGAGGAAAUCAACAUGGAGCUUACGCUCAACAAGAUCGGAAAGAUUGGGAAGGAUCCAAUCAAUUGCAUAUACAUCGGUACAGGAAUUCUGGGCAAGGUCGUGGACAGCAGAACAAGCAUGAACCUCGAGCACAAAACAUGACGAAUUACCAAAAAACUCCUGCUGCUGACCUGGAUGGGAAUAGUAGUUUAGUGCAGCAAACAGAGGGUAAAAGAGUUCCACCUUUCCCGAGUUCGCUCCCUUCUCCUACGAGUCAAAACACCUCGUCUGGGUCUCCCAUUGAAACCAGUAAUGGUCAUCCUGGAAUGGGCUCAGGCGCACCACCUGUCAUAAUGCAGCACUCUCUACAUGAAGGAAAUGCACGACUUUCUUCAGAGCUCGAAUUCGGGUCUCUUGGACCAGUUCAAACCAGUUAAAGUCGAAUCAGAGUUCAGACGGUCGUUAGACAUAUAUCGCAGAUGUAUUUGUCUGGGGUUCUUAGAUGCUUCUAGGUGCUCCACUUGUAGGAGGUCGAUUCAGUCUUCAUCACCUCACCUCAUAAUUGGUAACAUUGAAUCCAUUAGUCAGAAUCUGUGUACAGCUGUCGGGUAGCACUUGAAUUUUGUAGCUCAAUAAUAUUAGAGGCUAGGGAUGUAAAACAUUGUUAUCCAGAUAUUUGAGUAAUUCUCACUGUUAUCAAAGUUAUGUUUCAGUAGUUCGGAUCAUGCAGUUCCUCUGUUGUUUCAAUAUAUUUGGCGGGGAGACCACUACCAGGUCUACAUAAAUUUUAUCGCGAAUCAA
Messenger RNA from Physcomitrium patens, 6564 nucleotides. NCBI's taxonomy places the organism in Eukaryota, Viridiplantae, Streptophyta, Bryopsida, Funariales, Funariaceae. The record is from RefSeq and is a predicted model, not a curated record.